CACCCAGGGCACAUGGCACAGGUUGGCUUCAAUUCAGGUCCGCGCAAUGCAAAGGUUUGGGGCCGUGCCAAAAGUUACGUGAAGAAACUGCCUCAGGACAUUAUGGUGCUACGUGACGAAGAUAUCCUGGCCGCCAUGAGCCUGUUAUGGCGUGCUGCAUGCAUAGUGAUGCCAGACGACAUUAUCGGUCCUAUCAGCUCAAAACUUGCUCAAGAAUGUCUUCCAAGCAUGACCACGAGAAACGUCACCGAAGUCACAGGAUGGUCCAUUGAGGAUGAUGCUGGUGUUGUGUAUCAAUUUCCGGAAGCACGCUUCAUCCCUCCCGAAGGAUACCUUACUCAGGACUAUGUGGCGUAA
This is a messenger RNA of Coniophora puteana RWD-64-598 SS2, 357 nucleotides long. RefSeq lists its product as uncharacterized. The record is from RefSeq and is a predicted model, not a curated record. The transcript has 2 exons. Lineage: Eukaryota; Fungi; Basidiomycota; Agaricomycetes; Boletales; Coniophoraceae. The annotation marks the transcript as partial.